GUUCAUCAGCUGUCGAUACAGGUGUGUUCACACGCUUGAAAGGAGUUAGUCCUUGAACUGAGACAGUUAAGAGUCGUUCCCUCGCCUGUCAGGCUCCUGAAGAAGAACUACAAAAAACGAAGACAAUGGAAAAUUUGUACGAAAAGGUAAAUGAUGGAAAUUUGUACGAAAAGCCAUACGAACGGUCAUAUGAAAGUCCUACUGAACCAGAUUACGUAAAUCAAGGAGUAAUUUACGAGACCCCAGGCGAAGUUAAAGAGGCGAUAUACAGCGAGGUCGAGGUGCAUGUGCACGCAAAUGGCGGUGAUGGCAGCUCGUCACCUGAAUAUAUGGACACAAGGGAAAAUCCCUACAUGGAGCCAGAAACUCACAAUGAGUCUCAGUCGUGUGACACUGACAGCGACGAGGAGGAUAAAGAUCAUGCUGUCUCCACUGUUGAUGAAGCGUCUGGCGAAGUUGUGAAUGGGGAUGGAGUCAACUCUAGGCGAAGUUCGUCGUCCUCAGAGGAAGACAGAGAUCCCUGCGAUGAUUCACCCUUACCAGCGCACGAAGACAACAUCGAGGAUGACAUGCUUGCGGCGCACAGUGUUCCAGAUGACAAGUCGCAGGAAGCUGGUGACUAUACCCUCGGAGCCGCCCGGGGGAUCAACGUCGAAGACCCUACUCAACCCGAGAUCUCGCUCUUUGUAAAGGCAGGGAGUGAUGGAGAGAGUAUUGGAAACUGCCCAUUCUCUCAGCGCCUGUUCAUGAUCCUCUGGCUCAAGGGUGUAGUAUUUAAUGUGACCACUGUAGACCUGAAGAGAAAACCCGCUGAUCUGCAUAACCUGGCACCAGGCACACAUCCUCCUUUCCUCACCUUUAACGGGGAGGUUAAGACUGAUAUUAAUAAGAUAGAGGAGUUUCUGGAGGAGGUGCUCGCACCACCAAAAUACCCCAAACUGGCCGCCAAACAGAGGGAGUCCAACACAGCUGGGAUUGACAUUUUUGCUAAAUUUUCAGCUUACAUCAAAAACACAAAACCAGAGGCUAAUGAGGGUUUGGAGAAGAGCCUGACAAAGGCCCUUAAGAAACUGGAUGACUAUCUGAAUAGCCCUCUGCCUGAUGAGAUAGAUGCUGACAGCAUGGAGGACGAGAGGAGCUCCACUCGUAGUUUUCUGGAUGGCAACGACCUGACCCUGGCUGAUUGCAACCUCCUGCCAAAGCUGCAUAUAGUCAAGAUUGUUGCCAAGAAGUAUCGCAACUACGAGAUCCCAACUACUAUGACAGGUGUGUGGCGCUACCUGGAGAACGCCUAUGCUCGUGACGAGUUCACCAACACCUGUGCCGCUGAGAAAGAGAUUGAAUUUGCCUAUCAAGAUGUGGCAAAGAGGCUGCUCAAGUAGUCCGUGGCACUAAUCCCACUGACAGAUGGACGAGAAUCAACGAAAGCAUUCCAUCUUUGCUCUCAGUAAGCUGGUAAUUGGGAUUUUUGAUCCAGGUUCAUUUUUAACCCACGGUGCUGUGCCAGAUGGAUGGAAUUUACCUUUAUCAGUGAACAUGCUGGUGACCUCCACUGGCUCCAGAACAAGACCACUUUAUCAUUUUUUGGCCACUCUCACUCCUCUGUCAUUGUCAAAAUCAAACCUCAACUUACAAAGCCUUCCCUUCCUAGCUUUUCUUGACAGUUUCUUUUUCAGUGACUCUUUCAUUUCUGUGUCUUCAGUUUCUUUAGUGGAAUAAAUCAGUUCUGUCCUCUAUUACCAAAUGAUAGCCUCUUUAUGGAUUUGGUUAGAUGAACCUUCUUUCUUAUUUAUUCCUAUUAUUUCUGUUAUUAAGCAACUUUUUAAAGUUAUUGUCUGACAAUAAUAGUGUGUAUUAUGAAAGCAUAUGCUAAAAGCACAUUUAUAAAGAAUGGUAAAGUAUUCUGAAUGACACCAGGUUUUAAUGAUCAGCCUGCUACAGUCAUAAAACCUUUAGCUUUGCUGUUCUCCAUCUAUUUGACAGCUGCAUAAUUCUUAUCUGUUUUAAUGAAUGUGUUUCACUGUUCUUGCAAAAAAUUUCAAAUACUCAGUGUAACUCAUGUACGUAUGAUAAUGUUUGUGCUUUGUGGAGAAACUGAACAAAGUUGAGACAAGGGGUAAUAGUUAAUCUUUAGAAAGUUCUCUGUCUGUUCUGUGGAAACUCUGAACAAAUAAUAUUUUUUCUGACUGUACUCAGAAACCUGUUUCAAUGCUUUAUAUUUUUCCUCUGGAAUGAACUAAAAUGAUUUCAAAUCAAUGUGCUUAUUUACUUAAUUAAUUCAAGUGACACAAUGAAAUCACUGUAAAAUAAUCGUAUUCCAAAAUUCUGCCGAAAAAAAAAAUCACAUCAUGCUGAAUAUUUGAUUACAGGCCGGUAGUGCAUAAGUCUUGCAAUAUGUACCACCAGCAGAAUGCACAAUCAGAAGCACUCCAGUGACUGCUUCAAACACUUCCCAUGCUUUUUGUCUAUUUAAUACCAUGCUCUAAAAUAUCAGUAAGUUAAUUUUUUACUGGUUGUCUUUGCAAGAAUUUAGGCCUUCAAACCUUAAGUCACUUUGUAAAAUCUUGUAAUAUAAAUUGGACAGUUACAUCUCAGAUUACUUCGCUUUCUUAAGCCUUACUAAAUGGUUUGGAGUCAUUGCUCCUAUCAAAUAGGGACUAGAGAAACCUUAUACCAUUCAUCUUUACAUCCCCUCCUCUCAGCGCUGUUGGAGUAAUGGGCUGAUUUACAUCCAUUGAUAUGUCCUUAUGGAUUAACUGCUCUUGUAUGGUUUGGAUACUUGUUUCAUAUGAAAUGAAAGUUUUGUUCUAGAUGGACCCAUCCUGUGUAAAACUCUCUGAAUAAAAUAAUAUUUUCACAGAC
This is a messenger RNA of Chanos chanos (milkfish), 2862 nucleotides long. It is a transcript of the gene clic5b, whose product is annotated as chloride intracellular channel 5b. NCBI's taxonomy places the organism in Eukaryota, Metazoa, Chordata, Actinopteri, Gonorynchiformes, Chanidae. The transcript is spliced from 6 exons. The record is from RefSeq and is a predicted model, not a curated record. Bases 126 to 1382 code for a protein of 418 amino acids.